Macroventuria anomochaeta is the source of this 1755-nucleotide messenger RNA. RefSeq names its product galactose oxidase. The coding region runs from base 63 to 1361 and encodes 432 amino acids. The record is from RefSeq and is a predicted model, not a curated record. The transcript is spliced from 2 exons. Gene Ontology annotation, molecular function: protein binding. Lineage: Eukaryota; Fungi; Ascomycota; Dothideomycetes; Pleosporales; Didymellaceae.
UCUCCAUCAGCACCUUUGCCAACGUUGAUUAGUUCGAUACCAAAUUGCACACGAGACUAAUCAUGGCCGCCGAAGUUGCAGCCGGAGCCUACAUCGCCGCAGAGGCGAUUGAGCACACCGCCGAGGCUGGCUAUGCAGCGUACAUCGUCUCUAAGCCAACAUUGCCUCUCAAGGCUACAUUUAGUCGGAUAGCAACAACUUCAGGUGACCAUUCGGGUCGAUCACUAGAAAGGUCUCACCACACUUUAACAGUGGUCAACAACAAAGCCUACAUCUUCGGUGGCAUUACAGCAGAAAACAAGCUGGCAAGUAACGAAAUUCAUGCAGUAAUUCUGGAGCAUUCUGGCGAGCCUGAGAUGGACUACAACUUGAUUCCAGCGAUACCUUCAGCUGAAGGCGAACGGGUGCCAGAUGCCAGAGCCAGUCACGCAGCUUGUGCGUUCCAUGGGAAUGUUGCUGUGUAUGGAGGUUGCAACGAAAAGGACGAACUUCUCGAUGAGAAGUCGUCAGUAUGGAUGUUCAGCCCAGAACGAAAGACCUGGGAACAUCUAGCGCCCUCGACUCUUGACCUUGCUCCUGGUCCACGACGACAUGCAAAACUCUUCGCGCAAGAUAAGUGUAUUGUCCUGUUUGGUGGCUACGAUGGCUCAGGUGAUCAAGCCAGCGACAUCUGGCAGUUCGACAUAGCUUCAAAGGUAUGGUGGCAGCUUCCUACCGCACCAGUUGCGACCACAAACGUCGCUCUAGCAAACAACCAGCUCUGGCUAAUAUCUGGCUCGGACCCAAUGAGCAGCCAGCUCUACCACCUGGACAUAUCAUCUCCCAAGAACGAGAUGUCAUGGGACACCUUCACGUUCCCGACGAACCCAAUGGCCCCAGGUCCCCGUGCCCGCCAGGACGGAGCACUUCUCCCUAUCCACACCGGGUAUGGGCGCAAUUACCUGAUCUACCUACUAGGCGCUCGCGCAGACACAUUGUCAAGAGCAAACACUUCGCCCGAAAAUCCCAAGCAUACUAAGAAUGCUACGCAGUGGAGUGACACAUGGGCACUACAGAUACCAUCCAGCGAUCUUCAAAUGAAGGCUUCAACAAGUUUCAAGGAGGCUAUCAAACCAGCGAAGAUCAAGGAUGCUAUCAGAUCUGCCCUCGGCGCAGAUACCCACGAGCUGUCGUGGGGUGAAGCAGUUGUGCAAGUACCGUCUGAGAAAGAGCUGGAAGAGAUGGAUGGGAAGCUACACCCAGGACCAAGGGCCUUCUUCGGAGCGGAUGUCAUGCAUGAUGAGAAGAGUAUAGCAUUCUGGGGUGGAGUGGAUGCGAAGGGAGAAAGAGUCGGAGAUGGUUGGGUCAUCAGGUUGGAAUAACACAGCGUGUUUGAAAAAAGAAAACAUGAUUGUACAACACCCGCUGCCCAGAACCAGCCGAAGCCCAUUUCACUGUUACCCUUAGAUCUUCUCGGUCCAGAUACAAUCCCCAAACUGUGCUCCCAUAUGUCCGAACUCAGAGUCCCGCGUGCUUUGGUCUCGAGGCAGUGCCGUCGCCUUUGUGCCGAUAUGAGGAGGAUUGAUUGGCUCUGUGCGAUGCCCAGUGUUAACCGAACAUGAGCAGGUCGCUUUGGUACUAUCUUAGUGUCAGUAGGCCAUUGAGAGUAUCUGGAAACUGAAAACAUAAUUACGAUGACGUGAGAGUAUGAGCAGUGUUUGGUGAGGAGUCUGAGCCUCCGCUAUACAUGGGUACCGGCAUGGUGGAUCGAUAGGU